AUGUCAAACUCCUACCGAGAAUCUAGCGAAUCCCGCGAAACGCAGGAAGUGCACCAGCCAGUCGCGUUGCUCUUCCGAACUGUCCUGGCCAGCCCCAUGAUCCAGUGGAUGAUACCAGCCCGUCUCCGUAGCAAAGACCACAAUGACGUUGUCUUUGUGGGUGAAAAGCGCGUGCAGAUCAAAGAAGCCAUAAAUGGCCACCUUGAAGAUGUGCUUGAAAAGACGGAUUUUGAUGCACCAAUUGUGGGUGCAAAGGUAAUCAAUGUCAGCACUCAGCUGCCUUUGGACACACAGGUCAGGGCCGGGGGUCGUGCGAAAGAAAUGAAUAUCGAUCCGGACCAUCUACCUCCUCAGAUCCUGCUACUCGCUCUGGAUAUGAAGGAACUUGUCUUCCUUUACCGUUCGAUUUCCAAUGAGGACUUCUUCGUCACCUAUCGUCGGCCACUGCCCCAAGACGUCAGUUUGGCUGAGAAGUUUGGGCGGCACAUUGCGGUCGAUCCAAAGUCGCGGGGACUUGCCGUCAGCGCGUCAAGCAACUAUUUCGGUGUUUUCUGGUUGAAUUCUCCCCAUGAUCUCCAGCUACAGAUGACGAAUGGGCAGCUGGAUCCGGUGGAAGCGGAACAUUUCUUCACGGUGGAUGGAGACAUACUGUUCAUGGAGUUUCUCUAUCCUAGAGCUCCCCCCAAUGAUAAAACCAUCACCCUGCUUCUCAUAGUUUCCCAGGAGAGUGGCACCCAAGCUGUGGUCUAUCAAUGGGAUGAGCAGAACACCAUGCGCCGGACCAGACCCCGAGUCAAGGAAAUCAAACUACGGGAACAGGAUCGACAGCCGACUAUGGUGGUUCCGUUGACCAAGGAAUCAUCAUUCCUGCUGAUUACAACCUCUUCGAUGACCGUUUAUUCCACCAACUCUGCAACUCAACCUCGGAUUUACCCCACCAUCAUUCCUGCCCCUGACCAAGGUCAGGCUGCACUAUGGACUCGUUGGGCAAGACCAUCCCGCAAUUGGUUGUAUAGCCAAAACUUCGACGGCAUCUACGUUUGUCGCGAAGAUGGCUGGAUCUACUACUUAGAGUUUGGUAACGAGGGUGCUCUGGAGAACCUAACUGACUUGGGCCAACUUCACUGUGAUGUCGAUACCGCCUUUGAUGUGCUUAAUAUGGGCGACGGAGGGGCCGACUUCAUAAUGGCCGCUGGAAGUAUGGGUGAUGGUGGGCUGUUCGUCCAGAAGGCGCGAGAGCAUCCAAAAUGCGAGCAACGAUUCCUGAAUUGGGCCCCAGUGACAGACGUUGUCACCGUGCCCUCAGGGGCUCAAGGAGCUCUGGAAGACGAUAUGGAUCGCAGUCGACUGUUUGUCUGUUCGGCAUCUUCCUCGGCGGUUGGAGCAUUGACUGAGCUGCGGUAUGGAGUCGAAGCGCCAAUCAAUAUCGCUGCCUCCCUAGGCGAUAUCCCGACGGUUCGGGACAUAUGGAGUGAGGACAUCAAUGGCCGCACAUAUGUGAUGAUCUCAGACCCCAUCUCCUCUCAGCUUUUGUGUAUGAGCUCAGAUUUGGAAGACGAGAUUACUGCUCUUGAUGAAGUGGAUACGGGGCUGGACGAUGCACAGACUUUGGCUGCAGGGUUCACACCCUCGGGGGUGUUUAUCCAAGUGACUGACAGGGCCAUCCAUUUCUUUGUCACAAAUAAGCAAUCCCUUAACAACUCUGUCAAGCAUGAUCCAAACCACAAUCUCAUCACCGUCACUGUUGAUGGCCCUAGCUCUCUGAUUGCUGCUGCGAUGAGAGGUGAGGAUGGAAUGAGCCUGCACGUGGCUCGAGUUGUUACUACGUCUGACUCUGCUGUCUCGAUGUCAAGCGUUGGAAGUCCAGUCGGGAUUGAGAAAUACCCCGUUUGUCUCUCUAUCCAGAAGUUCGGUGAUACCUCAUUUUUGUUCAUGGGCUCGGGUGAUGGAAGCGUGCUCGUAUUCCAUAUUGAUGACGAAGCCGUCACCUUUUUGUUUGACAUCGCCAUCUCUGUUCAAUCGGAAGAAGACAUAUCCAUGGCGGUUGAGAGCUUUGCAACCAUUUCCACCAACGUCAAGGGCUCUCUACAGGCACUUUUGUUUUGUGGUCUGCGAAGUGGCAUCCUUAUUCCGUUCGAGAUUGAUUUCAAUGCUCCCACUCUCAUUGGACUGACUCAGAAACCACCGACACAGAUCGGGAAGACAUCGAUCAGGCUUCAGGGCAGUGGUUCCUUUGCCUUAUUCACAUGUGGACAUGAGCUUUGGCGCGUGUCAUACACUGAAGAUGGCAUGGCCCCCAGCUACUUCCUUUGGCGGGUCUGGAUCACCGACAGAAUCAAUUCCGCUUACUUUCCCGUAACCCUCAACAGCUUCUCUUUAAUCAACUCCCAUGCCUCGGGAAAUACCUUGGGCUCCCUUUUCUGCUUUUCAGAUGGACAGCUGCUCAUGUGCACUCUGGAGAAAAGAGCGAAGCCGGUUCCUCGACGCAUUGAUCUGCCAGGUAGACCCGGCAAGCUUUGCUACUCUAAACACUUGGAAAGCUUGAUUGUAUCAUACACCCUUCCCGACACUCUUCCUGAUGGAGCAUCACCAGAGGACGCUCAACGCCCAUACAUUGAAUUUGUGGAUCCGGACUCGCAGCAGGCAGUGAUCCACCAGAACAGACCGUGGUUGCCAGAAAACAAUGAGCCAUGGCGACCUAAAGGGGGAGGUGACAAAAAAUACCACUUGAUUGCUGUGGGAACCUCGCGGCCCUAUACUGAUGACUUCGACUCGUCUCGGGGUCGGGUCAUCCUCUUGCAAGUCUCUCGCAACCCAGCUAAUCCAUCCCGGAUCGAUUGCUUCUUUAAGCACAUGAAGUCGGUGCAAAAGCCUGUACGCACUAUCGCAUCGUAUGUCGACACUUUGAUCAUCUCUGCUGGCAAGUCUGUUUUCCCGCUGAGGUCCCUCCAUUCCAUGAUCCAAUGGCUUAGCCACGCCGUGCUCUCUCUGCCUUCUCCUGCUGUUGCGAUCACCGUGCAUGGACAGUAUGUCUACAUUACCACCUCGCGCAAUGGGCUCAUGGUGUAUGAAAUCAGGGACGGGUCUUGGGUCCCCCAUGCGUUGGACAUUGUCCAGCGUGAUGGGCUAUCCCACAGUAUCCUCCCCAGCAAUCCAGACCUCACGUUCGCCAGUAGCCGGGGCGGCGGUGUCCGCUUGCUCGUGGAUAUCGAGAACAUGACGAUGAAUCACACGCUUCCAGGACCACGGUCGGAGAUCUAUCUUCCACUCUCCAUCUCCAAACUUCUGGUGGGAAACUGGUGCCCGACCUUAUCUCCCGCCCGACAGGCGAUGUAUGGCGUAGGUCUUAACGGAACGGUACACCAGUUCUUGACUCUCGAGAAAAAAGAAUGGCGUCUCCUCCGAUUCCUACAGAAUCUCUGCGAGAGGGACCCGGCCAUCAACACGUCCCUGACCAAGAGAAGGAGACGCCCCAAUCCAAGGGACCUCGUACCGGUGGAUCCCAGUGGGGUGCAGAGACAGAUUGACGGCGAUAUCCUGGCCCGGCUGAGCGGACUGGACGCCGAUUAUUUGCAGGAUAUGAUCAAGGAUUCUCCGCGCCUUGACCCAUGGCCCCCUAUGCGGAAUGGCUUGGAGUCCCAGUUCUAUGAAAUGGUCCAGGAUGUGCUAGGGGUCUCGGCGAACCAUGGUGAGGCGGCGCUUGGGUGGUUGCGGCAGUUGCUGCACUUGGAAUCUUGA
Molecule: messenger RNA, 3738 nt
Organism: Penicillium lagena
Lineage: Eukaryota; Fungi; Ascomycota; Eurotiomycetes; Eurotiales; Aspergillaceae
Gene: thtA
Product: protein thtA
Exons: 4
Coding region: 1-3738 (1245 amino acids)
Biological process (GO): mRNA splicing, via spliceosome
Cellular component (GO): U2 snRNP; nucleus
Molecular function (GO): protein binding; U2 snRNA binding
Source: RefSeq, a predicted model, not a curated record